Molecule: messenger RNA, 4462 nt
Organism: Botrytis deweyae
Lineage: Eukaryota; Fungi; Ascomycota; Leotiomycetes; Helotiales; Sclerotiniaceae
Exons: 5
Coding region: 903-4109 (1068 amino acids)
Biological process (GO): DNA-templated transcription; regulation of transcription by RNA polymerase II
Cellular component (GO): chromatin
Molecular function (GO): RNA polymerase II cis-regulatory region sequence-specific DNA binding; DNA-binding transcription factor activity, RNA polymerase II-specific; zinc ion binding
Source: RefSeq, a predicted model, not a curated record
CAGCUGAUAAAAUGAAAUUUCAAGGUUGAGAUAUUAUCCAACCACUCCAAAUCCUUCACAUCGCCUGUUGCGUCGGAUUGGCACUGCAAGCCUGCCUAAGCCUGGUAAGCUUAAAGCACAAGUCGAUCCUGAAUCUGUAAGCAGAGAAGAUAUUUUCCCAGUCUUAACUACUCUGGAUGUCUUGGAAAAGCCUUCAAUCCUACAUAACCCCAACCAGUUCCUAACCUCACCCAACCCAUCGGAAUAAUAUUCCACGAACACAAAUGAACGUCGUGCUCAAUUAAUAAGGACUUUGACCCUCAACAGAGUUCAGCAAAGAAUUCAAAGUCGGCAGAGAACACGGCUUUCACAUUCCAACAAUUGAUUCUCAAAAGAUAGAAUAAGAUUUGUGAGAAUCACCCCCCUCCGCCUCGUCUCUCUCGAUCGAUUGUUCAAGCAGUUCAUGUGCGAAGGAUCCAAUACACACUCCAAUCAGUACGACCAACAUUCAUUCCCCGGACCGAUAGAAGGCGGGCAUAAUCAGGUCCACCGGUGGUCGCAGGAAAAAGAAAAAGUGGUCAAACAACUUGAUUAAGCCAAGUUUUUUAUUAAUGUCUCCACAAGAUCCACAGCAGCUUUAACUGAUCCGCUAAAACAAAAGCUUCCGGCCCCAGACACUUGAAAAUCUACGGUUACGGUUCAUCAAGUACAAACUCAAAAUUUAGCACGAGAUAUAUCGCCUUGUUCCCCUCUAUUUCUCACUUGGUGAUCGACAACACAAACUUGGGAAGCAUGAUAGAGUGAUUUCGCCACCCUAUGCGCCAAUUUCAACUCCCUAAAGCUUUCAAAGACCCUCCGACAGAGUAUUGGCAACCUAAGAUACCGUACAUAUUGCGACACUUACUACAAGAUAAUAUGAGAUUAUGACUUCGAUAUUGACUGCAUAUCCUCUGAAUUUGCCAGCAAAUAAUAUCAUGGCUCAAAUCGAUCCGCCUGCUAUGUCUCAAAUGGCCGACCCCGUGCUACAACACAGGCCUAAUGGAGAAAUUGACGAUAAGAAUCGCGGUAGACGUCGAAGCCGUAUAUCAAUGAAACCCACAGAAGAUGAAGGCGAGCUUUCGCACGGGGAACUUGCAGAGGGUCGCACUUCUGGUGAUGAUGGUCCCUCGCGAAAACGAAGGAGAAGUCGCAAAGGCCUAGACAAGAAGUUUGAAUGUUCUACACCAGGCUGUGGGAAGAGCUAUUCUAGAGCUGAGCAUCUCUACCGCCAUCAAUUAAACCAUACCCCGAAACAGAUAUACAACUGCGACUACGAGGAAUGCUCGAGAACGUUUGUCAGACAAGAUUUAUGUAAUAGGCAUCGAGACCGGCAUAAUGCAAAAGGUUCACAGCUACACAGAAAAGAUUCAAUGUUGAGUCAAGGGUCACCAGUAUCGCAGAUUUCACAACCACAAUUACCUCAAGGGUCCGCGUCCCCUGAGGUAACAAGACCGAGUCUAAUGGGUUCCAAGAUACGGACAACGCAAAUACCAUACCAGUCUCCACAAGACAUUCGACCUACUUCAUAUUCGCCAGUGACCAAAUCAGCACCCGGAACUUAUUCUGGUGCUGGCGCAGUUAACGGCGCAGAUGGAUAUCCAUCUGCCAAUUACAAGCGCUCCGAUUCUGAUAUGAUCCAGAGAGGUCAAAAUUCAUCAUCUGCAGGCUCUAAUAGCAGAGGUCAACGACAUCAAAGCUUUGGAACUUCUGAUACGAGGUCGUCUGAUUUCUCCAGACCAUUGCAAACAAAUGUUGGUCAUUAUCCUAUGCUACCGAAUACCCCGAACAACCAAAACUACCAUGGCAAUCAACCGCAUAGUCCGCAGGCAUACAUAAGCCAACAAAACUUUCCUCCAUUUAGCUUACCACCGCCAGGAUUUGCAAAUGUAGCUGCAACUACGAUGCCCUCACGUGAGCCUGAAUCACAAUUUCAAACUCCUGUUUCUACCGAGUAUCCAAAUGAGAUCAGUCAAGCUCAGCAUUCGGGUCCAGACAUGGUGCUUCUAGAUCAAAUGGCUACGUCAAACACAAUGCCGGUAUUCGGUGGCGAAGGAUGCUACAAUCGAUCUCCAUUCGCCAUACCCGAAGAUUUUGUAGCAUAUCUUUUCAGCAGCCAACAAAACGAAAUGGGUCAGAUGAGUCAACAGCCUUACGCAAACAGUUACCCCGACGCUACAGCGCAGUACUAUGCGCCCUAUUUUACUAACGAUAUUGGUCUUGGAGGGUUCUAUCCUCCUACUUCUCAUCAACCCCAUCAUCCUAUGGCUGUAACGAGUUUGCUUGACACUAGCUUGCCGGAGACAGUCUUGUCAGAAGAAAAGAGUCAAGCCAUUAUUGACUUAAUCAAGGAAAGAUUCAAUGAGACUGGAAACGCACCCCUUGUUAAGCAGAAAAAAGAUGCACUUUUUGACGGGGACCGUAGCAACGACAGUCAUAUGAUGAGUAGGAAAAUGAUGCAAACCUACAUUGGUAGUUACUGGUAUCAUUUUAGCGAUCAAAUGCCAAUAUUGCACAAACCAACGUUUUCUCCAGAUAAUACACCGAACCUCCUUCUGAUUGCAAUGAUGGCUAUAGGUGCCUCUCUUCUUGACAACACGUACGCCGAAGAUGUGACGCAGGCUGGUGCGGAACUAUCGAAUUUCUUGGCGUGGCACCUUAGAUGGGAGAUAUUCAGUGACCAACAAUUCCGCCCUCCGGCAAAAUUAUGGGUAUUCCAGGCUCUUUUACUCCUAGAAGUAUACGAAAAAAUGUAUUCUACCAGAGCGCUCCACGAAAGAGCCCACAUCCAUCACGCAACCACAAUCACCUUGAUGCGUCGGGGUAGCUCAUUGAUAGGCCGUUCUGCUUUGGAUUCACCCCCGAGUGCGAGAGAACAAGGGCACAAUAAUUCACGUCAAUCGUCAACCUCAGGAGCUAACACACCUGAUGAGUGGUGGAAUCAUUGGAUUACGAAUGAAGCGACAAGACGAGCCGCGUUUGCGGCAUUUGUUAUUGACUCUACGCACGCAACGAUGUUUGGACAUUCUACCGUCAUGGUUGCUCACGAGAUGCGUCUUCCUUUGCCAUGCGAUGAAGCCAUGUGGAAUGCCACAAGUAGUGCUGAAGUUGGUAGAUUGGAGUCAACCCUCCAAGCCAAUGGAGUGAAGCCUAUAUCAUUUUUGGAAGGUCUGAAACGAACUCUUAAUGCUCAAACGGUGCGAACAAACUCUUUUGGUCGUACGAUAUUGAUGGCAGGGCUCUUGAGCGUUAGCUGGCAUAUGCAUCAGCGUGAUCUACAGGUCAACUCAUUGGGAGUAUCGCAGGCGUUAGGCGGCCGAGACAAAUGGAGAGGGUCCCUGACUCGGGCAUUUGACCUUUGGAAACGAGAUUUCGACAUGUCUUUGCUACAACAAUCUGAAACGAUGACAGGACCAUAUGCUUAUACUGGUAAGGAGAACAAUGUUGUCUAUCAGUCCAGGACAGUGCUUCAUCACCUCGCACAUAUGGCAAUGCACGUUGAUGUUGUUGACUGUCAGAUAUUUGCAAGAGCGAAACGUCUUCUUGGUCGCACGAUUGGAUCACAGGACUUGAACAGUGCCCAGAAAAGAAUGAAAGACGCUUGGGCACCGACCGCUAGAGCUAGGGAUGCGACGUUUUAUGCAAUCAAAUUUCUCUGUACAGUACUUCUUCCCAAAGAAUCUACCUCAGUCUCCCACGGCUAUGAUCAUGCACAACCGGAUCCACCAUUCGAUUAUUCGGCUCGCGACGAUAUUCUUCUAAAUCGACCGUGGGUUAUGUAUUUCGCUGCUUUGAUUGUAUGGUGCUACGGAUAUGCACUCGAAGGAUCGACUAACGCCCCAGUCCCGUCUCCAAACUCAAUGGACGACCAAGUUCGGGAUAUGCGAGCCUAUUUGCGACGAUUCGGCUCGGUGGAUAAUCCUGAGGAACUGAAAAAGUUGACUGGUCUCAAUGGAUGUUCUGGGAUGCUGAUGGUUUUGAAAAGCGUUUUUGAAAAAACGAGAUGGCAAUUACUGCAUGAAGCUGCUUUGUUGUUGACCAAUUGUAUCAAUCUUUUGGGUGGACCUACACCAACACCUUCCCGUGAAUUGUGAGGAUGUAAAUGGCGAGGUGAGAGGAGCGGGCAAUGUGUCCUGGAUGGAGGUAGUUAGCCUUAUGAUUGUAUAAUAUUCUUGACGAGGUUUGGAAAGGGGGAGCUAUUAUUGAUAUGGUUUGGAACAGAUAUACUUUGGAAACGAUAUGGGAGGAUUUCUUUAGUUUUUAUGGAAUUUUAGGGGAACUUGAAGGCAUUGGGAAUCUGUGGAUACCCAAGACGUGGAAAUACGGAUAUGGAUAGGAUGUGAUUUGUUAGGUUGCAUGGUUGAGUAGUUGGGUUAGGGAGUUGAUAUAGGUACCAAUAUCAUUAUGACAUAUUCACACUGGGAUGUCGGAUUUAUUUCUUCUGCGA